AUCUUUUUUCGUCUCUAGUACAUGAUACCGUAUUGGUUCAAUAACAUUGCGCUCGGUAUCGGUCGCGGCGGCUGUCCGUAUCCGCCGCUUGAGCUCAUGCAGCCCCACAACUAGUGCUUCCUGACCAUCCUUACUACAUGGGGCGCAAAAGGUGCUCCUUCUCAACCGCCGCAGCACCACCGCUGCUGCAUGCCGGUCUUUGUGACCAAGGUCGCCCGGUACCGUUACUCUCCACGUCCACUCCACCCUGCUCCAUCAGCAACAGUACCAGCACUGCUGCUGCAGGCAUCAGCCACCCCAGCAGCAGCAACAGCAGCAGCUGGGGGAGCCGCGCUCACCGUACCGACGAUGGCCCCGGCGGAAGGUCCCUCACAGCGGCCGCCCCUCCCUCCGCUGCUGUAACCCCCCUGCUGAUACCUGCGGCGGGCGCGGUGGGGUUCCCGACAGUGGCGAGAACCGCAGCAGGAGCAGCCCCAGCAGCAGGAGCAGCAGCAGGAGCAGCAGCAGGAGCAGCAGCAGGAGCAGCAGCAGGAGCAGCAGCAGGAGCAGCGGCGACUGGGUUCCCCUCGGAAUGGUGGGUUUGGACGCUCCAGCCAGAGAGGAGCAGCGGCAGCAGCUGCAACAAAGGCAACUGUACGACGACAGCUGUACGUACAACACCACCAGCAGCAGCAGCAACAGCGCUGACAAGUACGGCAGCAAGUACGGCAAUGGCGGCUGCGAGGUGGCCUUGGCAGCGGUUGCAUGCUGGCGGCGGUAGCAGCGGCGGUAGCAGCGGUGGUGGUGGUGGUGGAGGGGGGAGUUGGGCAACGCCGUUGCCUUCAUCGUCACAGCAGCAGCACCAGCAGCCCCAGCAGCGGAGGAGGCAGCAGCAGCAGCUGUCGCAUGGAGGCUCCGGCGGCUGCAGCAGGACCAUGUUGCUAGCGAGCCUCACCACCUCGGCAGUAGCAGCUGCGGCUGCUGCUGCGACUGCUGCAGCUUCAACGCCCGCCGCUUUGGGGAAACCCACAUUGGACCGCAGCAGCAGCAGUGGCGGCGGCAGCAGCCUAGGUGGUGGAGGAGGAGGCCUGCCAAUCCCUGGUUCCGUUGGAAGUCAGGGGGCCGUGGGGGCUGCUGGCGGUGGCGGUGGCGGUGGCGGAGGUAUUGUUGUACGACACGGCUUCCACCUACCUCAGCUAAGCAUCAUGCGGCUGCCGCCUCCCUUCACCGCGCCCUCCUUCGCGGCGGAUCAGGACCUAGCGCAGGAGCUGCUGGACUAUCACACCGCGAAACAUGGGGCCUACCCCCGGCCCUGCCCCCUCUGCAACUCAGCCGACUUCAUGACUCGGAACCCCCAGCCCCCUGCGACAUCCACAUCCCCCACACCUCCUCCUCCUUCUUCUUCAACCACCCCCUCGGCUGCCACCGGCACCAGCAACCCCACCACCACUACCACGAGCAGCACCACUAGCAACCAAAGCAGCAGCAGUGGCAGCAACCCCGCCACCAGCCCCAGCCCCAGUGCUGCGGUGGUGUGUUGGGCAAGCCGGCCUCUGGCCUGCGACACGUGCGGCCGCUGGGUGCAUCUGGGGUGUGCGGGGGUGGGGCGGGCGGAGCAGGUGCCGCCGCGGCCCUGGUUCCACUGCGGGGAGUGCAGGGACACCUACCUGCGACUGGAGGCUGCUGCGGAGCGCAACCCGCACCCCUCCCGCGCCUCCCCCGCACACUCGCUCUUCCUGCUUACGCCCGCCGAUGUGUCGGCGGCAGCGCUGGGGGCGGGCAGGCUCCGGGGUCCGGCGGGGGCGGUGGUGCCGCUGCUGGCGGAGGGAUUUAAUGAGGACGCGGUCAGGGGCUUCGGGCAGGCCUCUCGCGAGUACGACGGCGGGCGUUACGCUGCCGUACUGGUUCACGCGGGCAGCGGCCCCGUGGCUGCCGCCAGCUUCAACCUGUUGGGUCCGCGCGAGGCGCAGCUGUGUCUGCUGGCCACUGCCGUACAGCACCGCAUGCAAGGCAAUGCGGGGGCUCUGGUGGCAGACCUGGAGUCCCUGCUGUCCUCAGCCGGUGUGCGGCGGCUGCUGGUGCAGGCCCGCCCCGCCGCGCUGGCCCCGCUGUGGCUGGGCCGCUGGGGCUACCGGCUGCUGGGGGCGGAGGAGGCGGCGGAGGCGCACCGGGGGGGGCUGCAGCUGGCGUACUACGACUGUGCGGUGGCGGAG
Messenger RNA from Astrephomene gubernaculifera, 2192 nucleotides. Lineage: Eukaryota; Viridiplantae; Chlorophyta; Chlorophyceae; Chlamydomonadales; Astrephomenaceae. The record is from the annotation of a GenBank genome assembly.